CCAAUCAGAGAUCGACAUGCUCCUUUACAUGUGCAUAAUAUAUUCCGCCGACAUUGCGCUCUCUUCUCCAGAACAUAAACAACCGCGCACGGAUAAAUAUAUUGCGAGGAACACUACGUUAAUUUUGUACUAACUGCGGAUAUAAACACUACUUAAAAAACAAUGUCUUUGAUGAACGUAAAUGCCCGCUCUCCAAUGGACAUUGAUCUAGGACUCUUCCACAACGAAGACGCAGACGAGACUUUCCUUAAAAGACUAUCCGUAUAUGCCACCAUUAGGCCAGGCGACCUGAAGAGCGAUAUCUCAGUCAGUCGGACAAAUGGUCACAAUUCCCUGACAGACCUCUUCAAAAUAUGGGACCUGAAAGAACAAACCGUUAUUGGCAGUGAAGACGGACACGAAGAACACCUUCCAGAACAGCUUGAACUGAGAGACCACGAGCUGUCUGUGAAAGGGUUUGAAAUUGACAGUCGUAUUGUUCCUGGUUUCCGCUACACUGUUCGCUACAUUGGGACCAAAGAGUACCUUUUUGACGGGGAAGCGAGGCGUCUCGAAACCAUUGGCCUCGGCUAUGGCCGACGAAUGACAUUCCAGGGCGAUAGUCUGAAUUUCAACGACUGUUUUUUCUGGUCUGAUAGCAUUCCAGAGGGAUUUGCUUUCAAUAUAGAUGCGUUGAGAGAGGGAGAUGCCUUCACUAUUGCCGAUGCCGAAUCGCAAUUAAUUGGAACUGUUGAAGUCCAGAAAGUUGAAUUUCCUCAAAUUGAAAAAGACACUUUUAUUGAAGGCAAUGCUGUUGUUAAAAAUGUUAAAGUUAGAUUUGCAUGCUUUGUGAAACUGUUCAACCACCAUAACCAAAACUUGGUAAAUGUUAACACCCAAGAUUUUGAAGUUGUCGAAGGCAUAGCUCAAACUGUAAAAGAAAGGGGCAGUAAGGAGGCUGUUGUUAAGCGCAUCAGUGAUGUGCAUUUCAACUCCCUUGGAAAAUGCACACUCCAUUACGAUCCUUGAAUUAUAACUGAACUUUAUUUGAUUUUUUAUUAUCAAAGUAAAGAGAUAAAACACCCAAAAUACCCAGCGUCACAUCGGAACACAUUGAAUCUGAAAAGAUCUCGUUUGGAUAGAUGCUUGCCAAUUUCCUAUUUAAACUAAACAAGACCUGAAAAAGAGUGCACAUACGGGAAAUUAUUGAACUUGUAUUAACACAUUGCCAUAGUUUUCUGUAAAAUGGGAACGGGUUUCCUAUUCCGGUAUCACAAAUGCCAUUGACAUUAAAAUUAUUAUAUACAUAAUUAUGUUUACAGUUUAACAUAUUUGAGAAUUAUUUUCUUUCCUUGUUACUUGUUAUUUUUAAAUAAAUGGGUAAAACCUG
Molecule: messenger RNA, 1369 nt
Organism: Mercenaria mercenaria
Lineage: Eukaryota; Metazoa; Mollusca; Bivalvia; Venerida; Veneridae
Exons: 3
Coding region: 163-1008 (281 amino acids)
Source: RefSeq, a predicted model, not a curated record